AUGCCUGGAUAUACCCAUCUCCAGCGUGCCAUGCCGGUUCUGUGGUCGCAGCAUAUGCUAUCUUACGGCUUUUACUUUGCAAACGACCUUGAACGACUGCGCGAGACUGCAAAGCGCGUGAACAGAAGCCCACUUGGCAGUGGCGCCCUUGCCGGCAAUGGCUUCAACAUCGACCGCGACAUGAUGGCCGAGGAGCUGGGCUUUGACGGCCUUCUAUGGAACUCCAUGAAUGCUGUUGGUGACAGAGACUUUGUCACCGAGUUUCUGCAGUGGGGCAGCAUGUUUAUGCAACAUAUUUCUCGAUGGGCUGAGGAUCUUAUCCUUUACUGCUCUGCUGAAUUCGGGUUUAUCACUAUUGCGGAUGCGUAUUCCACAGGCAGUUCCCUAAUGCCAAAUAAGAAGAACCCGGAUGGCUUAGAACUCUUGCGAGGAAAAGCUGGUCGAGCAUUUGGUCAUAUGGCUGGCUUCAUGUGUACGCAAAAGGGCCUCCCAAGCACAUAUCAAAAAGAUUUGCAGGAAAGUUGGGAGCCCAUGUUGGACCAUGCAAAGACCAUCUCUGAUAGUCUUCAGAUUGCAAACGGGAUCCUUAGCACCCUUACCGUUAAGCCAGAGAAGAUGAAGGCCGCUCUUGAUCCGUUUAUGCUGGCUACUGAUCUGGCCGAUUAUCUCGUCCGAAAGGGUGUACCCUUCCGUGAGACGCAUCACAUCUCUGGGCGCUGUGUUGCCAAGAGCGAGGAACUAGGCAUCCCGAUGAACCAGCUCUCACUGGAGCAACUACAGGCUAUUGAUAGUCGCUUCGGGGACGAUGUUGCGCAAACGUUUGACUACGAGAGAAGCGUGGAGAUGCGACAGUCCAAGGGUGGUACUAGCAAGGCACGCGUCCUGGAGCAGGUCAAGGUUCUCAAAGCCAUGCUGGAGUAG
[Torrubiella] hemipterigena is the source of this 921-nucleotide messenger RNA. Lineage: Eukaryota; Fungi; Ascomycota; Sordariomycetes; Hypocreales; Clavicipitaceae. The record is from the annotation of a GenBank genome assembly.